This is a messenger RNA of Plectropomus leopardus (leopard coralgrouper), 3057 nucleotides long. Its product is annotated as GDNF family receptor alpha-2-like. Gene Ontology annotation, molecular function: signaling receptor activity. Gene Ontology annotation, biological process: nervous system development. NCBI's taxonomy places the organism in Eukaryota, Metazoa, Chordata, Actinopteri, Perciformes, Serranidae. The record is from RefSeq and is a predicted model, not a curated record. Gene Ontology annotation, cellular component: external side of plasma membrane; signaling receptor complex.
UUCACUCCCUCCAGAGGAGCGCACAGCUUUUUGAGGGAGCCAGUGGUGAGAAGGGAGGAAAACAAUCCAGUCAGCGUUUUGUAGCACUUUCAGACGAGUUCCUCUACUUCGUCAGAGAUAUUGGCAUAGCUUAUAGGUCAUUUGACGCCAGUUUGAGGAAUGUUUUAGGGACAAUUUGUCUCCAAGGGGCAAUUGGAGCGGGCAGUCUGUGCCCUUAUAAUGCGGAGAGAUCAAGUCUCAGUAGUUUGUCGGUAUGAACGCAGCGCAGACGGACCAUGAGAAACUGCUUUCAUGGAUUGACUGAUUGAUUGAUUGAUUGGCAUUUGCUUUUUUUAUUUUUUCUACAUAGGAGGAUUUUUUUUUCCAUGUGUCGUGGUUAGUGUGUUAUUCAAAAUAAACAAAAUCGUGGAUUAUUAUUGGGAGUCGAGGAUUUUUUUCGGAGGUGCGUCUUUAAUGAGGAUAUAGAUUUUAUCCCACGCCUGGGUCAAGGAUCCGGAGAGGGGAAUUAACCUUUCACAAGGUGGAAAUAUUAGUCGUAUUGGACCUUAACUCAUCUCUCCUGCCGCUGAGUCCAACAUGAAGUCUGUCACUGUGUGGAUGUGCGUCCACAUCUUUCUCCUGCUCCUAGAUGAGGCAGUGAGUUCCUGGGAUGGUCCCUCAGCUUCGUCUGUAUCCUUGGCCAAUGGUUCUCCGGGAUCUGCGGGCACCGGGUCUGGGCCCGGAGCUCAGCCAGAAUGGGUGGACUGCAUCCAGGCAAGUGACAUGUGCAACCAGAACCCUUACUGCAGCUCUCGGUACCGGGUGAUGCGCCAGUGCCUUGUGGGCAAAGAGAAGGAAGCCAUGCUGGACAACAACAGGGAGUGCCAGGCUGCUUUGGAAGUGCUGCUGGUUAGUCCUCUGUAUGACUGCCGCUGCAAGAGGGGCAUGAAGAAGGAGCUGCAGUGUCUGCAGAACUACUGGACCAUCCACAUGGGACUCACUGAAGGUGGAGACAUGGAUGAUUCAUCCCCGUAUGAACCUGUAGCGCCAAACCGGCACCCCGACGCAUUCCGCUUGGCCUCCAUCUCUUCAGGGAUGCUCACAGCGGCCCCAAAAGGUUUCCACUGUGUCGAUGCAGAAAGAAACUGCAACCCCUGUCUUGAUGCAGCCAAAGCCUGCAACCUCAACGGAAGCUGCAAGAGGCAACGCUCCGCCUACAUCGCUACCUGCAGCAAGGAGGACCCCAACAAGGGUGAAGCGUGCAGCAAGAAGCGCUGCCACAAAGCGCUGAGGUUGUUCCUAGACCGUGUGCCCCCUGAGUUCAGCCACCGGCUGCUCUUCUGCCCCUGCCAGAGUGAGGGCUGCGCUGAACGACGCAGGCAGACAAUUGUGCCUGAUUGCUCCUAUAAAGACAAGGAAAAACCCAACUGUCUGGAGCUACGGAGGGUCUGCCGCCAGGACUCUCUUUGCAGGUCUAGGUUGGCUGAUUACCUGGUGAACUGCGGGGUGACUCCGCGCACAGUGAGCACCUGUCCCAACCAAGACAAUCACCAAGCCUGCCUGGCCUCCUACGCAAGGCUCAUCGGGACAGAGAUGACUCCCAACUAUGUCGACAGCAGCUUCUCCAAUUGGACCAUUUCCCCAUGGUGCACCUGUAAGGGCAGUGGAAACCAAGAAGAGGAAUGUAUGAACUUCCUGCGGUACUUCACCGAUAACACAUGCCUAAGAAAUGCCAUCCAGGCCUUCGGUUAUGGGAUAGACAACAUGCAGAACAAAAAUGUGUCUGUCCCUGGCCCCUCAGCGACGACGAAGACGGGGUCGGAUUGGUCCACGGGCACCUCGGAACCUCCCUUUGUCAGCAUCCCAAAGUAUCCUGAACCAAUGGGCGGUGGCCUGGGCAACACCCCGGUCCUGCCAGAGGAUCACUCUGCCUGUCUGUGUGCCAACGUCUGGGCUCUGCUCCCCGGCCUGGCUUUGGCUUUGGUCCUGGCCCAGCAUGCCUUAUAGGAGCGCCAGGAGGAGAAAAAAGAGGUCAUCCACCCACAAGCUGAUCCCAAAAGCAGAAGGUGUUAUUUCUGAGGCUGAUAUUAAGAAGGCUGAAUCUCCGGGUAGUUGACAUAAAAUGGCAUUCAUGAAAGAAGAAAAAAACAAAAAGAGGUGGAAAAUAUUGAAGUUUUACAAUUGUGAAUUUGUUGUUCAUUUGAUGUAUCGUUACGGCGGAGCACGACUGUGAUGAAGCACACGGCUUUAAAAAGGACCCUUGGUAAGGAGAGGCCCACGAAGGCCAUUCUCCGGGACCUACUCUCCCUCAGACUGAGACACAAAAUCCUGGAGGACUGAAGCUGAACAUUUCAAUGACUUCUGCACUUUUCUCACCAAAGGAGGGGGAGAGGGAAUGAACAACGUAAUUAAAAGAAGACAGGAUUGACAGAAAAGAAAUUGUUGCAGAGAGAAAAGGAAUGAGCGAGAGGUAAAUGGGGUAGGAGUGAGUGCGAAGGGAGAAGGAGAGAGAGAGACAUAUUUCUGCUAUCAGUCACACUUUUUUUUUGUCUUGAAUUGGUUCUCGACUUAAUCUUCUCUUGGAUGAACAGACCACAAAUUUAGGGGCGGGGAUGGGGGAUGAUUACAUUCUGUCUCUUCAACACUAGUGUAAACUCUAAACUGUAAAGCCUACUCAGUGUUCUAAGUGUUGGUAUAGUAUCCGUGACCAUAAUCAAUCUACCGUACGGCUCUUUCAUUUGGGUGCUAUACAGUACACCUUUGCAGCAGGCGGCGAAAAGAUCAAACGACAGCGACGUAACCAGUUUAUGGUCAUUUGACAUGUUGUUGUUAAUGACUGUGGGUGUGCGCCAUACGUCCACCUGCACAUGUGUAUAUUUCUGUCUUUAUGUAUAUAAAAAAAAACACUUUUCUUUCAUUCAACCAAAUGAUAUCUACGGUACCUUGAAUGGACAUUACUGUACGCUACAAUGGCUCUGUAUUGGUACUCAUGGAAGGCUUUCAUUAUCUGCGUUUAUAUUUGUCUAUAAUGGUUUGAUGACAAAGAAUGUAUACAGGGAUGAGAUUAAACUAGCUCAA